GUGAUGAUAGGGGCGGCACAAUCCCCGUACUGUACGUGUGCCUCCACGCGCUGCCGUUCGGGCGCUAGACAUCCGUCAGGAGAUUUGUCAUAUCAGCUGCGGGGCGGCCCUCGUGGCCGGGAUGCCACUGUGUGCCCUGCCAGUCGGCGGUGGAGCCUGAGGGGCAGGAGCUGGGCACCGAGAGCCGGGGGCAGGGCGGCCAGAGCGGGCACAAGCACAAGCCGUGCCCCGACGCAGACAUGAACCUGUGCUGGAACGAGAUCAAGCGCAAGUCCCACAACAUCAGGGCUCGGCUGGAGGCGUUCUCGGACAACAGCGGGAAGCUGCAGCUCUCCCUGCAGGAGAUCAUCGAAUGGCUCACCGCCAAAGACGAGGAGCUGUCCGAGCAGCUGCCCAUAGGGGGCGACGUGGGGGCCGUGCAGCACCAGCGGGAGUUCCACCAGGCGUUUAUGGAGGAUGUGAAGUGCCGAGGGCCAUUCAUCUACUCGGUGCUGGAGUCGGCCCAGGCCUUCCUGGCCCAGCACCCCUUCCAGGAGCCCGAGGAGUCGCUGCCUGACGGCAAAGAGCUGUCUCCGCGCCGGCGCAUGCUGAACGUGAGCCGCACGGUGUGGAAGCAGGCGAACGUGGCGAGCGACCUGUGGGAGAAGCUGACGGCGCGCUGCGUGGACCGCCACCGCCACAUGGAGCGCACGCUGGAGCGGCUGCUGCAGACGCAGGCCGCCAUGGAGGAGCUGGCCGCCGCGCUGGAGCAGGCCGAGGGCGUGCGCGACGCCUGGGAGCCCGUCGGGGACCUCUUCAUCGACUCGCUGCAGGACCACAUCGACGCCACCAAGCUUUUCAAAGAGGAGCUCUCGCAGGUGAAGGAGGGGAUGAAGCAGCUGAACGACCUGGCGCACGAGCUGGCCAUCUCCGACGUGCACCUGUCCAUGGACAACGCCCGCGCCCUCGAGCACCUCAACAACCGCUGGAAGGUCUUGCAGGGCUCCAUUGAGGAGCGUCUGAAGCAGCUCCAGGAUGCUCAUCGAGACUUUGGCCCUGGAUCGCAACACUUCCUCUCCAGCUCGGUGCAGAUUCCCUGGGAGAGGGCCAUAUCCCCCAACAAAGUGCCCUACUACAUCAACCAUCAGGCCCAGACUACCUGCUGGGAUCAUCCAAAGAUGACAGAGCUCUACCAGGCGCUCGCGGACAUGAACAACAUCAAGUUCUCGGCGUACCGGACGGCCAUGAAGCUCAGACGCGUGCAGAAGGCCCUGAGACUGGACCUGCUGACGCUGGCCAGCGUGUCGGAGGUGUUCCGUGAGCAGGAGCUGGUGGCGGGCGAGCGCGUGCUGGACGUGGUGGAGGUGAUCCACGCGCUGACCGCCCUCUACGAGCGCCUGGAGGAGGAGCGCGCCGUGCUCAUCAACAUCCCCCUCUGCGUCGACAUGUGCCUCAACUGGCUGCUCAACGUCUACGACAGCGGUCGCAAUGGAAAGAUGCGGGUGCUCUCCUUCAAGACAGGCCUGGUGAGCUUGUGCAAAGCUGACCUCCAGGAGAAAUACAAAUAUCUUUUCCGGCAGGUGUGUGGUCAGGGUGGCGUGGCGGACCAGCGUCACCUGAGCCUGUUGCUGCACGAGGCCAUCCAGAUCCCACGGCAGCUCGGAGAGGUGGCCGCCUUCGGGGGCAGCAACGUGGAGCCCAGCGUCCGCAGCUGCUUCCGUAUGGCUCCAGGGAAGCCGGCGAUCGAGGCGUCCCACUUCCUGGAGUGGAUGAGCCUGGAGCCCCAGUCUCUGGUGUGGCUGCCCGUCCUGCACCGCGUCGCUGUGGCCGAGUCGGCCAAGCACCAGGCCAAGUGCUACAUCUGCAAACAGUGCCCCAUCAAAGGCUUCAGGUACCGCAGCCUCAAGCAGUUCAACGUGGACAUCUGCCAGACGUGCUUCCUCACCGGGCGCACCACCAAAGGGAAGAAGCUGCACUACCCCAUCAUGGAGUACUACACCCCGACCACCUCGGGCGAGAGGAUGAGGGACUUUGCCAAGACCCUGAAAAACAAGUUCCGCUCGAAGCAGUACUUCAGCAAGCACCCGCAGCGGGGCUACCUGCCCGUGCAGUCCGUCCUGGAGGCCGAGAGCACCGAGACGCCCUGCUCCUCACCCAAACUACCCCAUGCAGACACACACAGCCGGAUUGAGCACUUUGCCAGCAGGUUGGCUGAGAUGGAGAAUCAGAACUGCUCCUUCUUCACUGACAGCCUCUCACCGGAUGAAAGCCUGGAUGAAGAUCAGUACCUCCUGCGUCACUCCAGCCCCGCCCUGGAGCAGGACUCCCCGCUGGGAGCGCACCUGCUGCUGGCCAACAUCGACUGCCAGGACAAGGACGAGCUGCAGCGCACGCUGGCCCGCCUGGAGAACGAGAACCGCAUCCUGCAGGGGGAGUACCGGCGUCUGAAGUGGCGGCACCAGGAGGCGGUGGCGUCGCCGCAGCUGACGGACGGCGACGGGGCGCUGGGCUCGCCGACGGGCCCGCAGGACGAGGAGCUGCUGGCCGAGGCGCGCGUGCUGCGCCAGCACAAGACCCGGCUGGAGACGCGCAUGCAGAUCCUGGAGGACCACAACAAGCAGCUGGAGUCCCAGCUGCACCGGCUCCGAGAGCUACUGCUGCAGCCCAAAGACGACUCGGAGGCCAACGGGUCGGAGCCCUCGUCCCUCUCCUCGCCGGUGUCUGGGGGCGCCCACCAGGGGGAGCUACGGAGCAGAGAGACUACAGACACAGAGGCCGCAGGUGACGAUAUUGACCAAGAGCACGACACCGUUCUCCAGCUCCAGGAGGUGAUCGAGCAGCUGAGGAACGUCUUUCCCUCGGAACCAGGCGGCACCUCACCCAUUUAACGGCAGAGGGAUGGAUGGGUGCCGGAGUCCGGAGGGGUCACCGCGGGGUCACCGGGGGGGCAGACUGAUCGACGCUGGCCUUUUCCUGUCCUUCGCUCACGCCGCUCGGCGACAGAGCCAGCUGAGCGCAACGAUAACCUCCAUCCAUCCUUCCAUCUCCACACACUGCCCUGCUCACGACAGUGCGCUCCCCCUCAGCACCACACACACACACACACACACACACAAACUCCCUCAGUUGUCGCCGGCCGCCCACAUUCCCACAUACACACACACUCCCCUCCCUUAGUCGUCGUCACCCACAUUCCCACACACACACACACACACACACGCUCACACAACUCAACGGUGCCAAAGGCUAACGUUUGUCCAGACACUGUGCUUAACCAGCUGUGUGGAGUGGGCCGGAGCGUGAGAGGCUCUGUAGGUUGAACCGUGACAGCACAACGACCUUCUAGCAAAAACGGACGCGCACAACCACUCUUAACAAAAAGCAAAAGGUCUUCUCCUCUUUUCAUUCUGCUCUCCCCCUCCCUCCCUCCCUCCCACAUCUCUUGCUCAUCAGAG
This is a messenger RNA of Sardina pilchardus (European sardine), 3434 nucleotides long. RefSeq names its product dystrophin related protein 2 (gene drp2). Bases 240 to 2867 code for a protein of 875 amino acids. Gene Ontology annotation, cellular component: plasma membrane. The record is from RefSeq and is a predicted model, not a curated record. NCBI's taxonomy places the organism in Eukaryota, Metazoa, Chordata, Actinopteri, Clupeiformes, Clupeidae. Gene Ontology annotation, biological process: synaptic signaling. Gene Ontology annotation, molecular function: zinc ion binding; protein binding. The transcript is spliced from 23 exons.